Messenger RNA from Entamoeba dispar SAW760, 351 nucleotides. RefSeq lists its product as uncharacterized. The transcript has a single exon. Bases 1 to 351 code for a protein of 116 amino acids. Lineage: Eukaryota; Evosea; Mastigamoebida; Endamoebidae. The record is from RefSeq and is a predicted model, not a curated record.
AUGAAAAGUAAAACAAUAACAAUGAUGAUUGAUAUUGAAUAUGAUGAAAUGAAUAUGUAUUUAUAUAAUGUAAAUAAAUAUGAAAGAAUUGAUAGAAUGAAAUAUUUAAAAGAAGAAGAAAAGAAAAUAAUUGAAGAAAUCAUUUCCAAUGAUAAGAAGAAUGUGAAAAUUAGAAAAGAAAAUAUUAAAGGAGUAGAAAUGAUGAUUAAACCAGAAAGUAAAUUAUCAAUGGUAUUCAAUAAUAUUAAGAAAACACAAAAAAGAUUUGAAUAUAAAGAAAUCAACGAAGAAACAUAUAUUAAAACAAUAAUAGAAAUGAUAGAAAAAGAAGGGAAUGAAGAAGAGAAAUGA